Dermacentor albipictus is the source of this 1170-nucleotide messenger RNA. The record is from RefSeq and is a predicted model, not a curated record. NCBI's taxonomy places the organism in Eukaryota, Metazoa, Arthropoda, Arachnida, Ixodida, Ixodidae.
AUGACAUCCUGGUUACUGGCAUCAACGACGCGGACCCACCUGCAGAACCUGCACAACGUCCUGGCACGGCUGCAGGACACCAGGCUUAAGCUCAAGCUGGAAGAGUGCAUUUUCCUGGCCCCCAGUGUUGAGUACUUGGGACAUGAGCAUCCGCUCUAUCCUCUGCUUCGAAAUCGUCAGCAAUGGGUCUGGAAGAAGGAGCAGGACCGGGCAUUCCAGCGCAGCAAGCAAGCAGGAAGCAAGGAACUAAUUACCCAGGCUCCAGUGCUGGUACACUUUGGUCCUGCAAAGCCUGUCGUCCUGACCGUAGAUGCAUCGCCAUACAGCGUGGGCGCCGUCUUGGCACACCGGGACAAGGAUGGCCAGGAAUGUCCUGUGUCGUUUGCUUCUCGUCGGCUUCAUGCUGCAGAGAAACGCUACAGCCAGCAGGACAAGGUAGGCUUGGCCCUCAUGUUUGGUGCCAAACGCUUCCACCAGUAUCUGUGGGGCCGGAAGUUCGAGGCGGUCACUGGCCACAAGCCACUGUUGGGGCUACUGGGGCCUGACAAGGCAGUACCAGUGCAGGCAUCACCGCGAGUGGACCUGGGAUCUGCUGAUGCCCUGAGCCGCCUGCUCCUGCCAGAGGUACCUGAUGCUGUUCCAGAACCUGCUGAAGUGUUCAUGCUGGAGCACGCGUACCUGGAGGUGCUCUCCAGAUCUGACGUAUCGGAAGCGACCAGCUUGGACUCAGUCCUUUCUACGGUGGUUAAGGCAGUGUCCCGUGAGAAGGAAUUGGUUCAGCAGGCCUAUAGCUGCAAGGGCGUGGAGCUGAACUUGCAGCACGGCUGUCUGUUGUGGGGUUCCAGGGUGCUGAUCCCCCAAAGUCUCCGGUCCAGGGUCCUGCAGUUGCUACACGUCUCCGCCACCCAGAGGUUGCGGGACGUUAUUGUGUCCGACAAAAGUCCUGCUUUGGCCAGCAUAGAGUACCUCGCCUGGCUGACGAAGAAUGGAAUCCGCCGGAUGAUGGUUCCGCCAUACCACCCCUCCUUAAAUGGUGCAGCUGAGCGGGUGGUGCAAACUAUCAAGGACAAGCUCAAGAAGAGCCAGCCUGGGGAUUUCCGGACGCAGAUUCUCCAGAUAGUGUUUCAGUUCGGACCACACCCCACGAUGUCACUGGCGUGCCGCCUGUGA